AUGGACGACGAGUGUGCCCUUGCGGUUCGUCGUCGGCAAAUCUCGAGGCGAAAUCGACUGAACUUCUCCUGCCGGCACCGGUUCGAAUUCCCAUCUGGCGACGAAAUCUCCUUCCUCCCACACCUCGUAGUGAUGAUCCCUAUGAAUUACCGUCAAACCUCACACCUGCACUUAAACGAGUCAGAUCGAAAUCCAAGAUCUCGUCUAAAGCAGUGCCUAAAGCUUCGAUGUUUGUUUCACACCUUCAACGUCAUUCCUCAGCGGUUCUACAAUCUGCAACCGUGGAAGGUUCUUGGAAGAAAAACCAAUCCACAAAGGAAAGUUCGAAUUUGGAUCUGGCAAAGAAGGAAAUAGCUAGGUUACCAGUUGGAAGCGAGGUUUCUUGUCGUGGCAACGAGUUGCAAAACUCAGAAGUGUCGUCGCAGCUCACAGCAAUAGGGCAUCCCACUUCUUUGCCUCCUAAAAAACCGCGUCUCUCCUCUAUGCGUAUGAGUUUCUCAGAUAUUCGGUCAGUUGGAAAACCUGUGAAGGUUGACCCGGAUCUCCAAAUCCCUUCAUGUUCUACACCCCUUCGGACUCCAAAGUUGUCAGUUCGCAAUCGGGGCAGUUCCUCAUUGAAGCGAAUUCCUGUUGAAGAGGGUCCUCAGAAGAUUCCAGUCCGAAUACACCAAAGAAGCUCCAGCGUGGGAAUGGGGGAAGCUAUGUUGCAAGACUCUAUGCGAAAUGAGACAAAAAAUAUAUCAAAACUCUCUCUGCGGAUGGAAAAAUCCCAGCGAAGCUCGUCAUCUUCACAAACGACUAUGAAUAAGAACGCACCCAAAGAAGAAAAUAGUCCUGUUGAAUAUCUUUACAGUAGCAAACAACUUGCCUCCUUUCAGUUACUGCUUGGAGAAGCUUCGGAAAAGGCAUCAUUGUCUCGAAUUGGAAAGGACCCAGAGUUGUCUGUUAUGAGGACUGAAGAGCGUGCUGUGGAAACACCCACACAAUUUCCCGAACAGCUGAAUGACUUCGAGUCAGCUAGGCAACAUGUACCCCAUCGAGAAGAUUCUGAAGCUUCCACAUCCAAUGGACAGAAUGCUUCUUUCACUAACACAUCUAGUGUCGCAACCAUUACGGAGGGAACAUCCGAAGACCCAUGCAAAUGCAACGGCCGUGCCGAUAUUGAGCAUAUCUUCAACACCACUCCAGCUAAAAUCACACCGGGAUUUUUCGAAGAAGUCAAAGAUGGGGACGAGGCAGCAAGUUCUAUAGCAACGGAAACGCGUCAAGAAAUUCUUGAUGUUCGUGAUGAAAGUACCAAAAACACGAAUCUUUCUGGUUACCACAAAGAAGAUUCAACUUUGUGUGUAUGUUCGGUGGAAGCGAGUUCGUCGAAGCAGCCGUGUGGUUCUGCUGCUGAACAUAGCACGAAUCGGUCAAGUUUUCGCCAGCCAGCAAUCAAAACAUCUACGUCUGAUAGCAGUUCAGUCAGUACGCUGAAUACUACUAAAUCUGUGCGUUUUGAGAAUGUUAGGGUUUACUACUUUGCACGAACACAAGGAACUUCUACUGUGCCGAAGACUGGCAAUGUUUCNGUAUGGUAGACAAGCACUUCACAGAACGACAAUUUCCCCUCUGGUUUGGUCGACGUCCAGAAUUGGCGCUCACUCAUGACAAAGAGGAAGGUCUAUCACUCGAUGACCAUUCUCUUUUCGACCCUGAAGGACACGAACGCUGUACAACAUAUCAACUACCGACGCUGGAAGGGAAAGUUCGCAUGAAGAUGUUGAAACGCUCAGGAGUUCAAGUUCAAAAGGAUGAAGGCUUGGAAAGUCUGGAAUCGAUUCGCCAAUCGCGCUUGUUGUGUGGAUGUAUGUGUGAGAACGGCAUUUGUAAACCAGAGACUUGCCAGUGUGCCAUCGAGGGAAUUGUUUGUCAGGUUGAUGGUGUUGACGAGUCUGGCACUUCUCAUCCUUGUUUGUGCACUUCGUCCAGCUGCCGAAACCCCGAAGGUCGCAUCGAAUUCGAUGCGUCGAAUGUGAAGAAUCAUUGUCGUAUGACCAUUUUGCGAACGAAGCACGCGGAACAAGUGGGAUUGUACGACUCUCCGCAGCGAAUACGUUUCAAUUCUGAGGGGGAACCACAAUCUGCUACUCAAAUAUGCCCUCUACAGGAAAAGAAAACUCCCGCAAAUAAUGAUAAGGACUAUCGUCAGCAGGGCUGCUUGGAGGUUAUGGAUGAUCCACCGACUCGGCGAUUUCCUGUAACGCCUGUUUACAAGAGGGCUAAGCACAAGCGAAGUUUACGAGUGGAGCUCGCGGCAGAUACCAAUUCAAAUGUGGCUGA
Messenger RNA from Haemonchus placei, 2325 nucleotides. The record is from the annotation of a GenBank genome assembly. NCBI's taxonomy places the organism in Eukaryota, Metazoa, Nematoda, Chromadorea, Rhabditida, Trichostrongylidae.